Messenger RNA from Diachasma alloeum, 3853 nucleotides. RefSeq names its product kinesin-associated protein 3 (gene Kap3). The record is from RefSeq and is a predicted model, not a curated record. Gene Ontology annotation, cellular component: kinesin II complex; axoneme; ciliary transition zone. The coding region runs from base 202 to 2763 and encodes 853 amino acids. Gene Ontology annotation, molecular function: kinesin binding. Gene Ontology annotation, biological process: microtubule-based movement; cilium organization. NCBI's taxonomy places the organism in Eukaryota, Metazoa, Arthropoda, Insecta, Hymenoptera, Braconidae. The transcript has 9 exons.
UGUCUCCGGUGGCCAGCACGUACCAGCACAACGAUCACUCAAAGUCUAAACUUCAAUUUUUAUCAUCAAAUGUCGAAAGGAAGAAAAUCAACUUAUUUUGGAGUGCGAUUUUCCUGUUUUCGGGAGUGAAUCCGUGAUUUUGAGGUUUUGUGAAAGGAAAUCGAGGGGUUUGGGGAGCUAUUGAGGGAUAGAGUGCGAAAGAUGGAUGAGGCGAAGUUCCUGAAACGGAAGGUGAGGUCGGGGACACUGGAUGUUCACCCCACGGAGAAGGCUCUGGUGGUUAACUACGACGUGGAGGCACUCAUUCUGGGGGAGCUGGGUGACCCCAUGCUCGGGGAUCGCAAGGAAUGUCAAAAAAUAAUCAGAUUGAAGAGUUUGAAUGCCGAUACGAAUGUCUCCCUGCUGGCCAAGGAGGUGAUGGAGAAAUGCUCCUUGAUUCAUGAGUCAAAGCUCCACGAGGUCGAGCAAUUAAUCUAUUAUUUACAGAAUAGGAAGAUCAAUAACGAAGGUUUCGACGGUAAUUUUCACCCACCGAGGCCCACCUCCUCCACCUCCACGACCCUCCCCCCCUCUGAGAAUGGGGACCUGGAGCGGGCAGUCAUCUCCAACGUCGACAGCUACAUAGAGCUCCUCUACGAGGAGAUCCCAGGCAAAGUGAAAGGCUCAGCCCUGAUCCUCCAGCUGGCCAGAGUCCCAGACAACCUUCUGGAGCUCACGAAGAACGAGUCCCUCCUCAGUGCCCUGGCGAGAGUCCUCAGGGAGGACUGGAAGCGCAGCAUAGAGCUCUCCACCAACAUCAUCUACAUCUUCUUCUGCUUCUCCACGUACUCUCAGUUCCAUAAUAUCAUCUUGGAGUACAGGAUUGGCUCGUUGUGCAUGGAAAUCGUCGAGUUCGAGCUCUUGAGGUACGACCAAUGGAAAGACGACAUGGAGAAACGUCGUCGUCACUUCGAGACCUCCACAGGGCUGGUCCUCUUCCCGUCGACCAACGGUGAGAACAACGACAAAAAGCUCAAGCUGACCGACGACAUCUGGAGCACAGAGGGGCCCCUGGACUACGAGCUAAAGCGAAGGUCCACCGAGAUGCACCUGCACAUCUCCGAGGGCGAGAUAAAGCGUCUCAAGGAGGACCUCGAGAAGAGCAGAAAGAAAUUCAAGAGUCUCACGAAGAAGCAGGAGCAGCUCCUGCGCGUCGCCUUCUACCUCUUACUGAACAUUGCUGAGAACACCGAGGUCGAGAGGAAGAUGAGAAAGAAGAAUGUCAUCGGGAUGCUGAUCAAGACCCUGGACAGAGUCAACACUGACCUUCUCAUUCUCGUCAUAACAUUCCUCAAGAAAUUGUCGAUAUUCAGGGAAAAUAAGGAUUCAAUGGCUGAGGACAACAUCGUGGAGAAGCUGCCCAGGCUCCUCCAGAAUAACAAUCCUGACCUCGUCCUGAGCACUUUGAAACUCCUCUUCAACCUCUCGUUCGAUGGGAAAUUACGGGGCAAGAUGGUGAGGGUGGGACUUCUCCCUAAAUUGGUGAAACUGCUGGGAGCCAGUGAUUCGCAGAAUAAGAAUACCAUUCUGGGACUGCUGUAUCACCUGAGCAUGGAUGACAAGGUGAAGUCCAUGUUUGGGAACAGCGAGUGUGUGCCCAUGGUGACUGACAUGGUCCUCGAGGAGGGGGAGGAGAGGACCAAGAGGGAGCUCACCGCACUUUGUAUCAAUUUGGCGUGUCAUAACAGGAAUGCACAGAUCAUGGUGGAGAAUAAUCGACUGCAGGGACUCAUCAGGAAGGCUUUCAAGAGCCAGGAUGCUUUGAUUAUGAAGAUGAUUAGGAAUAUUUCACAGCAUGAGAGCACUAAGGAGCAUUUUGUGGAAUUUGUUGGAGAUUUUGCAAUGGCCCUGACUCAAUCAGACUCCCAAGAGUUCGUCCUGGAGAUUGUGGGAGUCCUAGGGAACCUAGUGCUCCCGGAUUUGGACUAUGCGCAGAUCCUCCAACGCUGCAAUCUAAUCCCCUGGAUCAGGAAUAAUCUGGUCCCUGGGAAGGUUCAGGAUGAUCUGGUGCUCGAGGUGGUAGUGCUCCUGGGGACUGCAGCCUCGGACGAGGACUGCGCGAGGCUCCUCUGCAAGGCUGACAUACUGUUAUCAUUGAUUGAGCUGCUCAAGGCUAAACAGGAGGAUGAUGAGAUCGUCUUGCAGAUUAUUUACGUUUUUUAUCAAAUCGCUAUGCACGAGUCCACCCGGGAUUAUCUGAUCAAGGAGACUGGGAACGAGGCCCCGGGGUAUCUCAUUGAUCUCAUGCACGAUAAGAAUCCGGCCAUCAGGAGAGUUUGUGAUGCUUGUUUGGAUGUGAUUGCUUUAUGUGAUAAAGACUGGGCAGCCAGGAUUAAAGUCGAAAAAUUCAGAUCUCACAAUCAGCAGUGGCUAGAAAUGGUGGAGUCCAUUGCAAUAGACAACACAAAUCAUCUGAUUGUCGAUGAGGACGACAGUCUCCCACCCUUCAUGAGUGGAGAUCUUCUCAAGCACACGAUGCUGUUCCCCUCGGGGAAUUCCACUUCCUUCAUUACUGAUGAUGGGGACUCAGUCAUCAGAGGGGGGUUAGACUCUUCAGAUAAUUCCAGUCGUCCUGCGAGUCGAUACAGUCGAGACUUCGACGACAUAACAGACCUGAUGGCUCGCUCCAAGUCUCGAAUGUCAGUUGGUUCAGGUAUUGAGGACCUCUACCACAACCCAAAAGUGAAAUUCUCAGAGUCUGACAACUCCCACGUCCUAAUAUGAAUAAAAAAUGUGCUUAAUACCCACAAAUCUUUUCGACUGAGAAAAAGCACUAUGCUUACGUUUCGCGAGGAAGCUUCAAUCGAGCUGUGGAGAGAGACAGCCUAGUUGCAUGCACAAUUUGUAGAAAUUUAGAUUUUUUCCUUUGAUCUCUGAAUGUUUUUUUUAAAGAUAGUGCCUUUACGUUGUCAGAUGAUUCACAGUCUCGUAUUUUUAUGUCAGUGCUUUGUAAGAUCAACUCUCACAUUCAUGUUACUAGUCAAAGUAUUAUUUAAGGAAGUAUUUACCUGGAGAAUAAUUUAAUUGAAUUUAAUGAGACAUUCGAACAUAAAAUCAAUAAUUAUUGAUUGUUCAAAAUUUAAUCUCGACGGUCUUUUUACAGAACAUUUUCUGAGAAAGGAAAAACGUUAAAAUAAUUCAUUAAAAUGAUAAUUCAAUAGUGAAUAAUUGUUGAUAUUAUCGGAAAUUUAUUUGAUUCAAAUGAAUUGUUCAAUCAGGCCUAAAUGCAUAUUAAUUCACGUAGGAAAAAAUUUAAUAGAAAAACCUAGCAUAUUCUCUAAGAAAUUCAAUAGAAUUAUCAUAAAAGAUCUAUUGACUUAAAUAAAACCAAUAGAAUUAUUCUAUUGAAUAAUUUUAUCAGUUUUUUGUGCUAUUUCUGUUAGAGCUUAUGAAUCUUAACCGUGUCAUUUUUAUAGAAAAAUGCGAAUUAAUUUUCAUUUUUCUAUAGAAAUUCUUAAGAUUCAAUUUUCUUAUUUUUUUCACUGCAUUUUGUCUCGUAUCUCAUUAUAAAAUCCAAGAAAAAAAAUAUAAAACUCAUUGCAGAGAAUUCUUAUACUCUUCUGUAGACUCUUUUUCUGUAGACAAUAUCUAUUGACAAACACACGGUAAAGGUGCAUAAUUUUUCACAGAAUUAGAAAACAAAUAGAAUUUUCCAAUAGAAAUUCAAUUGAAUUUUCCAAAGAAAACUAGAUUUUUCUAUUAAAUUUCCAUACAUGCUAAGUAUUAAAUGAAUUUUAGAUCAAGUCUGCUAUUGUCGUUUCGAUAUUACGUAAUUUAUGUAAAUUAUUUAUUAAAAAAUCACUGAUCUCCUGCA